This is a messenger RNA of Carassius auratus (goldfish), 3922 nucleotides long. Its product is annotated as replication factor C subunit 1-like. Gene Ontology annotation, cellular component: nucleus; DNA replication factor C complex. Gene Ontology annotation, biological process: DNA repair; DNA replication. Gene Ontology annotation, molecular function: DNA binding; ATP binding; ATP hydrolysis activity. The record is from RefSeq and is a predicted model, not a curated record. Lineage: Eukaryota; Metazoa; Chordata; Actinopteri; Cypriniformes; Cyprinidae.
CGCCAAAGAGCAUCAGAGAAGCGCUGCUGUCGCGCAGUUUCGCCCCCAAAAAAUAAAGAAACGCUUUUGACACAUGCUUAAUAAUGGACAUCCGGAGGUUUUUUGCAUCUAGCAAACCUGCGGCACCCAAACCUUCAAAUGAAAGCACCAACACUGACGAAGAUCAGAAGAAGAAACAGAAGUCAAAAACUAAGGUCAAAAGUCUCACAUCUGAUGAAAAACCUUCUGGAAAGCGAAAGAAAAGAGUCAUAAUUGAUUCAGACUCUGAAGAAGAGAAAGAGAAGAAGACCAAAAAAAGCGCUAAAGAUUCUGAUUCGGAUGACACAUUAAUGAUUUUGAAAAUGUCCAAACUUAAAGAAAAUGGAACCGCUAAAGGCAAGAAAGAAUUCGAUUCAGGAAAAGCAAAACAAGCGCAAGUUUCUUCCAGGAAAUCCCCAACCAAAUCCCCAAACGCGGUCUCAAAGGGAGCGGCGAAGAUCUCUCAGCCCACCGUCUCCCCAAAGGUGGAGCCACCAAAACACACGCCCACCUCAGUAAUGGCCUUCUUUGGGAGCUCAAGUGUUCAGAGGUCAGAGAAGAAGAUGGUGGCCAGUAGCAGCACUAAGAGGAAGGCACCCACACAGGACACUGAAGAGCCACUCAGUGAUGAAGCCAUUGCUAAACAACUUCAGAUGGAUGAAGACAUGGAGUUGGAAAAGAAGAUCCAUGAUGAUGAGGAAUUUGCGAGAACAUUAGCCAUGCUGGAUGAUGCUCCCUUACCGAAAAAGGCUCGAGUGGACUCCCCAACAAAGAGCAGCACAGUAACCUCAGACACCAAACCCAAAAAAGACCCGUCCCUUAAACAAAGUCCCGUGAAGACCAGCUCCAAACUGGCUCGGAUGAAAAGGCAAGAGGACGAGCAAAGGAAGAAAGACAGGGGUGAAAAACAAAUGAAGAUUUCUCCUAAGAAAGAGCCCAUGUCUCCAACUAGCUCAGAGCGAGCAGCUACGCCCAAAUCAGCAAGCGUUUCCACAGGAGCCACAAAAUCACCUAAAAGUGACGGAGCACCCUUGAAAACCCCACCAGCAAAACCAGAGAAUAAAAGUCCUGAGGACUUAGAGAAAAAACGGGCAAAUUCAUCAGCCUACCGUAACUUUUUGAACAGAGAAGGACCACGAGCACUAGGGUCUAAAGAGAUCCCGCAGGGAGCAGAGAACUGCCUGGAGGGGUGUGUGUUCGUGUUGACCGGUGUGUUAGAGUCUCUGGAGAGGGAUGAUGCCAAGUCACUAAUAGAGCGAUAUGGCGGGAAAGUCACAGGAAACUUCAGCCGUAAAACCACUUACCUUGUUCUGGGACGAGACAGCGGGGCAUCAAAGUCUGAGAAGGCGGAGAGUUUGGGGACUAAGAUCAUAAAUGAAGAUGAGUUGUUGGAGCUCAUAAGAACCAAACCAGGCAAGAAGUCUAAAUAUGAGAUUGCAGCAGAAGCAGAGAAUAAAUCCUUUAAAGCAAGGACUCCAGACUCUAGACACAAACACGCUUCUCCAUCCAAGAAGGCCACUCCAGAAGAGCCCAGCCCCAACAAGAGCAGCCCUUCAAAGGGGAAGUCUAAGCCUGGCUCUGCUGCUAAAUCUGGAACACUUGGCGCCUCUCAUUCAGAGGUCAAAAAGAGUUUGAGCUUUGAUCAAACCAAGAGCGCAUCCCCUGUAUCCCACUCCACCCCUGAGAACGAUGGGAGGAGCCUGUUGUGGGUGGAUAAGUACCGCCCUCGUAGUCUGAAGAACCUGAUUGGCCAGCAAGGAGAUCAGAGCUGUGCCAACAAGCUUCUGCGCUGGUUACAGAACUGGCAUAAACAUCACAGCGGCAUUACAAAAGCACCAUCCAAAUUGGGUAAAUUAGGGAGUAAAGAUGACGGUUCUGGAUUUAAGGCUGCGUUGUUGUCCGGGCCUCCUGGUGUUGGGAAGACCACUACUGCUGCCCUCGUCUGUGAGGAGUUGGGUUUCAGCUACGUGGAGAUGAACGCGAGCUGCACACGCAGUAAGAACAGCUUAAAGGAAGUGAUCGCCGAGUCACUCAACAACACCAGCAUUAAGAACUUCUAUACCGGUGCAUCUCAGACGGUGAGCAGUAAACAUGUCCUCAUAAUGGACGAGGUGGACGGGACGGCAGGAAAUGAAGACAGAGGAGGAAUACAGGAGAUGAUUGGUCUGAUAAAACAGUCAAAGAUUCCCAUCAUCUGCAUGUGCAAUGACCGCAAUCAUCAGAAGAUCCGCUCGCUGGCCAACUACUGCUACGACCUGAGGUUUCAGAGACCCCGCGUCGAGCAGAUCAAGGGGGCUAUGAUGUCUAUAGCUUUCAAAGAGGGUCUGAAAAUCCCACCCCCGGCACUUAAUGAAGUCAUCCUGGCGUCCAAUCAGGAUAUUCGGCAGGUACUGCAUAAUCUAAGCAUGUGGUCAGCUACAGACAAGGUCAUGACCUAUGACCAGGCCAAAGCUGAUGCUAACAAUGCUAGGAAGGACAUGAAGCUGGGUCCAUUUGACGUGUGUCGGAAAGUGUUUGCUUCAGGAGAGGAAACCGCCCACAUGACUUUGACUGACAAAUCAGACCUUUUCUUCCAUGAUUACUCUUUAGCACCAUUAUUUGUUCAGGAAAACUACUUGCAUGUUCGACCAGCCGCUGCACGGGGAAAUCUGAAGAAUCAUUUGGUGUUGUUGAGUAAAACAGCAGACAGUAUUUGCGAUGGAGAUUUAGUGGACAAACAGAUCCGCUCCAGACAGACAUGGUCUCUGCUUCCCACACAGGCGAUUUAUGCGAGUGUUUUGCCGGGGGACCUGAUGCGGGGUUAUAUGAGCCAGUUUCCAACCUUUCCCAGCUGGUUGGGCAAGUUCUCAUCUGCUGGCAAACACAGCCGCAUCAUACAGGAGCUCGCUUCACACAUGAGCCUAAAGACGUUAAGCAGUAAGGAAGCAAUAAAUCUGGAUUACCUGCCGUAUUUGCGCUCCGCAGUAUUAGAGCCUCUUCAGUCGCGGGGUUCGGAGGGAGCCAAUCAGAGCGUGCAGAUCAUAGAUGAUUAUGACCUCAUCAAAGAGGAUGUUGACAACAUGAUGGAGAUCAGCACUUGGGGCGGACAGCCGGAUCCUUACUCUAAACUGGACUCCAAGGUGAAAGCUGCGUUUACAAGAGCCUACAAUAAGGAAUCCCAUCUCACGCCGUACUCUUUACAAGUGGUUAAGAAAAGCCGUAAAGGUGCCGUUGACCCUGAGCUUAUAGGAGAGCUUGACGGUGAAUCUCAGAUCCAGGAAGAGGAAGACGACGAUGGCGUUACCGCAGAUGCAAUGAUAAAGCAGAAAAAAGCCAAACCAGCAAAAGACAUCAAGCAAGAGAAACCAGGGGCUUCUGGGAAGGGGAAAGGCAGGGGUAAAGGAAAGGGAAAAGCAGUGAACUGAGAUAAACACAGAAGCGAACGAGACCUUGUCUAUCUCUCUCUGUUUUCACAAAGAUGUGAGCGGCUGAAUGCCAUCAGCUCUAUAAACAGAUCUUUUCUGUCUGUGAGUCAUACUUGUGCACUUCCUGAAAGCCAUCGCUCACUGCAGGAACCACACAUUUACACACAAGUUAUUAUAUAGUUCACAGUUCAUCAAGUGGAUCAGACUUAACACAUGCAUCAGACUGUUAACACAUGCUGUUAAAGCUAUAUUCAUCUCCGAGGUAAACCGAAUUAAGUGCACUUAAUGUCACUGUACUUGUGACUAACUGCAUGAGCAUUUUAAUAUAUUUGCUUCAGUUGUUCACAGUUAAACACAUGCACAUUCCCUGCUGCUGAACACAUGGAUGAUAACUGUACUUGCUGCAUGUCAGCUAGAGACCUCACGUGAUGUAAAUAUAUGCCAUAUUAGCUUUUUGCUUUGUUAUUUUGAAUACUUCCAGAUAAAUUUAUAUAUAUAUA